UUGAAGAAACUCUCGGCUGAAGAGAUGCUGCCGUUUGUCGGGACAACUGAGGACAUGAUGUCUGGUAUGGAGAUUGACUGGUUUCUGGUUGGUGGAUUUCUGGUUUCCUCUCCGAGCUGGCGCUCUGCUUAGUUUGAGUACCUGAUCAGCUGACAAACAAAGGAGAGCCAACUGCUCUAAUGGGGAGAAGAGGUGUCGCCAAAUCAAAAAACUUUCCACUCGUCCACGACCUCCACAGCCCUACCCUGGACACCUGAUUGCUCAGGACAUUUAAGAAGAGAAGCUGUGGUUUACCGGGCAACUGAGGACAUGAAGUCUGGUGAUGAGACUGACACAGAGGACCAACAGCGUAGGGGACCCCGGUGGAUUUUUGCUGACCAGCGAAGGACACUUGAACUGGACUGACAUUGUGCACACACAAACACACACACACACCCCCACACACACACAAACUCAAGUCUCAGUUGCUGCUUCCAGAUUCUUCUAUUGGUGCAUUGCUGUGAGUGCAGUUGGCCGGGAAUUGACCAUGGUGUGACGGCGGGAGAGAGGAGCGCGGACGGCCAACCGGAGCUCCUCCGGGCUAUGGUGCUUGCAGACACGCACCUUCUCGGCGCCGUUGGCGGGCACUGGUUUGACAAACUGCGAAGGGAAUGGCAGAUGGAACGGGCUUUCCAGACAGCUCUGGCUCUUCUCCGGCCAGAGGUAGUCUUUAUUCUGGGGGACGUGUUUGACGAGGGGAAGUGGAGCUCUCCAAAGAACUGGGACGAGGACGUGGGCCGUUUCCAGAAGAUGUUUCGGCACUCCAGUGACACGGAUCUAGUAGUGCUGGUGGGAAACCACGACAUCGGAUUUCAUUAUGAAAUGGAUUGGUUCAAGUUACAGCGGUUUGAGAAGGUCUUCAACGCCACCUCUACCAGAAUGAUCACCAAGAAAGGUGUCAACUUCCUAUUGGUCAACAGCGUGGCGCUGCACGGCGACGGCUGUCCCAUCUGCCAAUCAGUGGAGAAACAGCUGUUCACACUGUCCAGGGAUCUCAACUGUUCCCUCCUACAGAAUUCCCAGUCCAGCAUCAUAAGAGAAGACUGCCGAGACGCAUGGAUCUACCCUCCCUCAUCGCCUGUAAUUCUGCAGCAUUAUCCUCUGUACAGAGUGAGUGAUGCAGGAUGCACAGGCCGGGAUGCUGCUCCUCCAGAAGAGCGCCACCUGCUGUUCAGAGAAAAGUAUGACGUACUCUCCCAGGAGGCCUCACACAGGCUGUUGCAAUGGUUUAAGCCCCGCCUGGUUCUCAGUGGCCACACCCACAGUGGCUGCCAGGUUCUCCAUGACAACCUAUACCCAGAGAUCAGUGUACCGUCCUUCAACUGGAGGAACCGCAACAACCCAAGCUUCAUCCUGGGGUCGUUCUCCCCAGGCGCCUACGGCCUAUCCAAGUGUUUCCUCCCGGAGGAGAGCACCGUAAUAGCCCUCUACUGCUCCACGGGAGCCAGCUUGCUCCUCCUGCCGCUCCUCCACAUUCUGUGGAGGCGAGGUCUCCUCCAGUACCUCAGCCCCUGCGCCAGCAGCAAGCACCAGUCUCUCUGACAUCCCGGGUCAGAGGUCGUCCCUGACCGCAGCGGUGCAGGUGGAUGUCUCGCACGCAGGGUUUGGGUCCAGCCCUUCUCUAACACACCACAGUCCAAUAAUGAGUCAUUCAACGUGCUACAUUGGCACAUUUACUGGUGUGUUGAGAGCGAAGCUGGACCCAAACCCCUGUGCGUAGCGACUUAACUUUUGGAUUGGGGCUACGGUUAUCUGACCCCAGAUCUGUUGUUCAGGACAGCUUCUACCUGGAGAACCUGUGUGACCUCAGCCCCACAUCUUCCUAUUCAGGCCUGCAUCCUAAAUGACCUCCUUCCACCCAUGGUCCCGGGUCUAUAUGGGAACUUCACAGGCCAUGGCUCUUUAACUCCAGUAGCCAAAGGAUGAAACACUUGUUUUAUUUCAUUUCUACCUGGUGCUUAAUUGCACUUCCCGUUUGCCCCCAGAUUUGAAUUAAUGCCCAAUUUAAUGAGGAUGAAAACAAGUGUUUUGUCCGCGCAGGACUUGAGUUGAACAGCCUUGUCAUACGGCGCUACACUCCCAGGUGAGGGUGACACCCGGGACCAGUGUGUUCUCACCUCACCUUGUCCAGCGAAGGGCUUGGUUCUCGGAUGUCAUUGGACCGUAGAACUGGACCAAGUCACUGACCACUAAAUCUCCUCUGUACAUUCGUUAAGUGUUUCAGUCUGAGACUGGUUAGAUCAACCAGUGGCCCCUUUUCUACAGGUGCUGACUCUGUCAGAAUCCAUUGGUGGACCAAUCAGAAAACCCAUCUGUUUCAGGGACCAAUCAGACACAACCCAUCUGUUUGUGGGACCAGUCAGAAUGGUUAGGUUGUUUUGAGAAGAAACGAACAGCCGUGGACGUGGCCUCGUGUUUGGCUGAAGGACUUCAGUCAGCAAGGCCAACAUUUCCCUCUCAGAUUUCUUGAUACGGUGGCUCAUAAAGUAGACAGUUAAUAGUCUCCCCUCUUAAAUCUACCAGCAUUUAAGUUUUGAUUGAAGUAAAUUCAAGAACUAAACUGAAGAAAUUGCAUAUUCAACUGAGAAGCUUAAAUAGUUAUAUUUUUAAAUUCAACUAACUUCCUGAAAUGAGUGACUUCAGUUAUAAUUUACCCCAUUUCUGAGCCCCUCCAACCCUCUUGGAUACAAGGUAUGAAAGCACAUCUAGAAGCACGUCUUCAACCAGCAUUUUCAGGACUAUUUAAUAAGUAUGGUCACUUCCUAACAAAUCCUAGGUUUUCAUUCAAGUUGUAAAUUUACGACAUUUUCCACAUAUCCCCUCCUGAUUCCUGGAAUCUUCCGAACAGGGUUUCUGGAAGACACUGGGAUUUUGGGAAAAACUUGCAACCUUAAUGACGACGCACAGGGAUGUUCUGACCGUACAGGGACGUUCUGACCGUACAGGGAUGACC
This is a messenger RNA of Esox lucius (northern pike), 2992 nucleotides long. RefSeq names its product metallophosphoesterase 1. The coding region runs from base 583 to 1581 and encodes 332 amino acids. Gene Ontology annotation, biological process: endoplasmic reticulum to Golgi vesicle-mediated transport; GPI anchor biosynthetic process. NCBI's taxonomy places the organism in Eukaryota, Metazoa, Chordata, Actinopteri, Esociformes, Esocidae. The transcript is spliced from 11 exons. Gene Ontology annotation, molecular function: phosphoric diester hydrolase activity. Gene Ontology annotation, cellular component: endoplasmic reticulum-Golgi intermediate compartment. The record is from RefSeq and is a predicted model, not a curated record.